CCGGAUGACGCACUUCCUGGAUACGGUUGUCAAGUUUACAUUUCUUGUAUUUUCGGGCUCUUGUCAAAACUGAGCGAGUAUCUUCAAAUUCUACAAAGGGAAUCGCAAUAAAACAGACAUGAGCGGAACUAUUUACGACUUGAUACCUCAUGAAGAGGAGAAACAGUCAAAACCACCAAGGUACAUGUCAAAGUUCAGACAGCCUGUAAAGGAGGAAUACUUCACACACAAAGGAGACUACAAAACUAUGGGACAGGCUAAAGUUCCUGCUCCAACAACUGAUAAUUUUCUAAAGAAGCAUUCAAAGGAACCGAAAUUGCCAGACAAGACUGAGUUCAAAUAUCCAGAUGACGAUAGAAAACGCCCAAUGGUCCCAGCAAAGGAUGAUAAGCCACUCAUGGGAUUGAAAACAACUAAAAAUUUCAUUACAACAAAUGCAGUUCAAACUAUCACCUCAGUUCCAAAGAAACCCGAGAAGGUGUAUGUAGAUACAAUUAAAGGUGACAAGAACCUCUUGGUACCAUCUGGACUUGAACCAGUGUACAUUCACAAAAAGGAAUAUGGAACAACACCACAGUACCUAACACGGCGCCAGGAGGAGAUGAAACGCGCUCAAGAGGAAUACAAUGCUUAUGUUGCAGAGCAUUUCCGAAGGGGAGCCAUGCAACAGCUAACAAACGAAGAGCGCCAAUCAAUCUUAGACGGACUCAAGCGAAACUGGGAAGAAAUUCAUGACCAAUAUCAAGGUUUGUCUGUUGUCACAGAUACUGCACCAAAGAAGAACAGGAAAGAGCGAAUGGAAGCAGAGAUGAAGCAACUAGAAAGAGACAUUGAAUCAAUAGAGCGUCACAAAGUUAUCUACAUUGCAUAACUGUUUCUGAAUGUUUUUGAACUAAGGAUGUGCAAAUUUCAACCAUUUUAAAAUAAAGAAGGUAUCAGUAAUUGAAAUAAUUCAAAAAUUAAAGCUAAAAGAUUAAAAGAAAUGGUGUUUUUGUGCUUUCUAAAAGAACUACAGAGAUAAUAAUUGUAAAGAAAUGCCAUUAAGCUUGUAAAACAUCUUGUAAUUUGAAAUUUGGUUUUUCUAGCAAAUAACUAGCCCAGAGAUGUGUACUAUAUUCUGCAUGCUUGACAGGAACAGUCCUUAUUUUUCUGGAAAUGAAAGAAUAAGUUUGAACAUUCACAAUUUGUAGCACGAGAUGUUGCAUCAAUCAGCAUGAAGAUUUUCACGAGUCUUAAAAAGAAUACCAGGAAUGUUUACUUUAAUAGUCCAUGCUUUUGUCUGUGAUACCAUAUGUAUAUAUGUUGUUGAUUGUACAUUUCACCCAGUAUAGUUUUACCUAUUAAAUACAAGAGCUUCUUGCUGCAUGGUUUGUCCGUGACCUAAAAAAAAACUUGGAGCACAUAUAAAAAUAGCAGAAUGGCAGACAUCUUGCUCAUGUAACUGCCCUCAUUUCACUUGUUACGGAGUGUGUUGAUUUAGCAUUUACAUUACUGCAUCUUUCUUGUGUAGCUAAUUUUUACUGUUAUCUAGGUAAUAUGUACAAUAGUUAUUUAUGCGUUGAGAAAAUGGUGUAAUUUGAUUAUUAGUUGUUGUAGAAGUGACUGUAGCAACAAAGCUUGCUGUCUUAAAGAUUUUAAAUUUCUAAUUUCUAGCUCUGUUCUCCAAGGAAAAUCUGCAUGUCUUAAACAUUGUAACAUUUAUACACCGUCAUCUUAAAUUUCCUUAUUUUUGAGAUAUGCAUGUAUUUUACAAAUGUAAAGGUAUUUUAUAGAGAGGGGUAUUACAUGAUUGUAUAAAUACAUGUAGUAUUAUAUUAAAGUGAUAUUUGAAGACCA
This is a messenger RNA of Mercenaria mercenaria, 1836 nucleotides long. RefSeq names its product enkurin-like. The transcript has 4 exons. NCBI's taxonomy places the organism in Eukaryota, Metazoa, Mollusca, Bivalvia, Venerida, Veneridae. Gene Ontology annotation, cellular component: acrosomal vesicle. The record is from RefSeq and is a predicted model, not a curated record. Bases 119 to 871 code for a protein of 250 amino acids. Gene Ontology annotation, molecular function: calmodulin binding.